Messenger RNA from Corylus avellana, 630 nucleotides. Its product is annotated as large ribosomal subunit protein eL32z. Lineage: Eukaryota; Viridiplantae; Streptophyta; Magnoliopsida; Fagales; Betulaceae. Gene Ontology annotation, molecular function: structural constituent of ribosome. Gene Ontology annotation, cellular component: ribosome; cytosolic large ribosomal subunit. Gene Ontology annotation, biological process: translation. The record is from RefSeq and is a predicted model, not a curated record.
CUACCUGCAACUCCUUGAUCAUAUAUGUAUAGCCGCUUCCUCUUCACUCAAUUAGGGUUUGCAGAGCCGCUCAACACCUAAAAAAAUGGCUGUUCCUUUGCUGACAAAGAAGAUUGUGAAGAAGCGUGUCAAGAAGUUCAAGCGGCCACAAAGUGACCGAAAAAUUUCUGUUAAGACAAACUGGCGCAGGCCUAAGGGUAUUGAUUCGCGAGUUAGGAGGAAGUUUAAAGGAUGCACUUUGAUGCCAAACAUUGGUUAUGGCUCUGACAAGAAGACUCGCCAUUAUCUUCCCAAUGGAUUUAAGAAAUUCGUUGUGCACAAUGCCAAAGAGCUGGAGCUUCUUAUGAUGCACAACAGGACCUACUGUGCUGAGAUUGCACACAACAUAUCAACCCGGAAGCGAAAGGAGAUUGUUGAGCGUGCAGCACAGUUGGAUGUUGUUGUGACCAAUAAACUGGCCAGGUUGCGCAGCCAGGAGGAUGAGUGAGCUUGAAUCUAUUAUUCUCUUCAUUUUGUUUUUGGCACACUAAUUAUAUUAGGUGGUAUCCAGCACUUGUGAUCAAUUUUAUCAAGAUUUAUUUUGUUUCGGUUGAAUUGAUAUGAAUCUACUAAAACUUUUUGCUGUCUUGA